Molecule: messenger RNA, 22566 nt
Organism: Paramisgurnus dabryanus
Lineage: Eukaryota; Metazoa; Chordata; Actinopteri; Cypriniformes; Cobitidae
Source: RefSeq, a predicted model, not a curated record
GUGAGCUCGAGCAGAACAGAUCUCUAUCGGGUCAGUGAAGAUGUUCCAGAUGAAGAUGCUGGAAUGGGCCAUAGUCCUACUGGGCCUGCAGUCUGUGUAUGCAGAUGUUGGGGACCGGAGGGCAGAAGAAUCGGAUGUUUUUUUGCCAACAACGGUCUUCCCCACUGUGCCAAAUCUGGUGAAAACAUCAGAACCUAAUCCGGAUCAUCAAACCACCAUCUGUAGCACCUGGGGAAAUUUUCACUUCAGGACCUUUGAUGGUCAUUUCUAUCAGAUGGCUGACACAUGUAACCACAUUCUGGCUGGGAUGUGUGACACACAUGUCUCAGAUUUUAACAUCCAAAUGCAAAGAACGAUUGUGAAUGGCUCGGUUACUUUCACCUCAGUCAAAUUAGAGCUGGAGGGGACGUCCAUCAAAUUUAGUCAAGGCAAGAUCUUCAUGGACGACCAAGAGGUAUAUAUUCCCAUGAGUCAGAAUGGAAUUAAAAUCGAGGGAAGCUCUUCGAGUGUUAAGGUCUCCAAAUAUGGGGUGACUGUUUUUUGGGAGGAAGAAGAUCACUCUAUGGUGAUUGAACUCGCUGAGAAGUACCGAGGUCUGACAUGUGGACUCUGUGGAAACUUCAAUGGCAACACGACUGAUGACGUAAUUGUAACAGAUCCAGAGACGUGGAAGGUGUCCACAUCAGCUGAACCCUGUGAAAAAGUUCCACUUCCCCCCAGCGAUCAGUGUGAAAACCAGGUUGACAUUUGUAAGCAGUAUCUGGAGAGUUCAGGGUUUGAUGACUGUCGCCCUCUGAUGGACCUGAGUUCAUUUGAGAAAGUUUGCGCAGACGACCUUUGUCAAUGUCCUGGCAAUCAAGACUGUGUCUGCAACACGCUUACAGAAAUAUCACGACAGUGCACGCAUGCUGGUGGCAGGCCCGGAACGUGGAGAACAGACAAUCUAUGUCCAAAGACAUGUCCACUAAACAUGGUAUACAUGGAGUGUGCUGGCCCAUGCAAAAACACCUGCUCCGCCCCAAAUGGAACCCUGCUGUGUACAGAUCACUGUACAGAUGGCUGUUUCUGCCCUGAGGGCACUGUGGAAGACAACAUUGGUAACAGUGGUUGCGUUCCUUUAAACAAAUGUCCAUGUAUGCACGACGGCACAAUAUACCAGACUGGAGAGUCAUACGAGCAAGCGUGUACAAAAUGCGAGUGUGCUGCUGGAUACUGGAGUUGCACGGAUCUGGACUGUCCUGGAAUCUGCUCUGUUGUGGGAGGCUCUCACAUCACCACCUAUGAUGGAAAAACUUACAGCUUUAAUGGCAACUGUGACUACAUCUUCACUAAGCACUCUAAUGACAGCAGUAUCGCUGUUGUUGGAAAUCUGGACAAGUGUGAGCCGAGCCGAACAGACAUGUGUUUGAAUUCUGUUACUCUGGUCAUGUCAGAGACCAUAGUGACCACUGUACUUGUUUCGUCCAGUGGGACUGUCACGCUAAAUGGAAUCAGUCCAGAUAAGUUUCCAAUAAUCACAGAGCAACUGGUCCUCUUCCAACCCUCAUCAUCCUUCAUUAUCGCUGAAACAAAGAGUCUUAGUCUAAAGAUCCAAAUUUCUCCAAUCAUGCAGGUGUAUAUUGUAGCCAGCACCUCAGAGAAAGGCAAAUUGAGUGGUCUGUGUGGGAACUAUAACGGUGUCCAGAAAGAUGAUUUUAAAACAGAUUCAGGCAUUAUAGAGGGAACACCAACAUCCUUUGUCAACUUUUGGAAAAAAAACCCAUACGGUUGUCCAGAUGUUGAAAACACAUUUGAUAACCCCUGCAGUCUGAGAGUGGAAACAGAAAAACUGGCAAAAGACUGGUGUUCCCGUCUGACGGAUCCAAAUGGAAUCUUCUCCUCGUGUCAUUCAGAAAUAACUCCUGACAUUUACUAUCAAAACUGCGUUUAUGACACCUGUAAGUGUGCUGAUAUUGAGAAGUGUAUGUGUGCUGCCCUCUCCGCCUAUGCCCAUGCAUGUGCCGCAAGAGGGAUCAUUCUUCACGGAUGGCUGGAUUCAUACCCCUGUGACGAAGUGUUCGAGUGUUCAGAAAAUAUGGAGUACUCCUACAAUGUGACCGGUUGUAGCAAAACCUGUCGUUCUAACUCUAAGACCGACUACAUCUGCAAAAUGUCUACACCUGUGGAAGGCUGUGUUUGUUCUGAAGGGACUUACCUAAACGAUGCAGGCGACUGUGUGAAUGCUGACCAGUGUCCUUGUUACUAUAACAACCUGCUCAUAGAGCCAUCAGGAUUAAUAAACAUUGAUGGUGCCAACUGCACCUGCACUCUCGGCAAAAUACACUGCUACAGUCCAGAAGACUGUGUGGCUCCAAUGGUCUACGUCAAAUGUUUGAUUAGUGAACAAGGAAAAACAGGAACAGAGUGUCAAAGGACAUGCCAGAACCAAGAUCCAAAUAACUGCGUCAGCACAGGUUGUGUAUCAGGUUGUAUGUGCCCAGAUAACCUGCUAGCCGAUGGUCAAGGUGGCUGUGUAGAGAAGGAAAACUGUCCCUGUUUUCACAAUGGAUUAACUUAUUUACCUGGGGAUGAGAUUCAAGAUGAAUGCAACACCUGCAAAUGCACAAAAGGGAUGUGGAGUUGUACUGGUAAAGAUUGUUACGGCACCUGUACCAUCUAUGGUGAAGGACAUUAUAAGACUUUCGAUGGAAGAAAAUAUUUUUACCACGGAGCCUGUGAAUACAUCUUAGCACAAGAUUACUGCAACAUGGGGGAGAGUCAAUACUCAUUACGUAUUGUUACAGAGAACAUUCCCUGUGGCUCCACCGACUCCAUUUGCUCCAAAUCUAUCAAUGUUUUCUUUGGGAGAUUCAAGGUGGUUUUAUCUGAAGUGGAUGGAGUAAAAGUUGUUGAAACCAAUGGAACUGAUUACCAAUAUCAAAUCAAUUCUGUGGGGAUUUACAAAGUCAUUGAGAUCAAAAAGCUUUUAAACUUAAUUUGGGAUGGCAAAACAACCCUGACGCUCCAACUCCAUCCCAGCUUAAAGGGCAAAGUGUGUGGACUGUGUGGAAACUUUGACGGUAAUGCAAAUAACGACUUUGUAAAGCACGAUGGAGAAGUCGUCACUGAUGCGGUGGUGUUUGGGAAUAGCUGGAAAGUGAAACCAAGCUGCCCAGAAGUGGACAGUUUGAAAGACCCUUGUCAGAAAAACCCUCACCGGAGUGUCUGGGCUAUCAAACAAUGCAGCAUCAUUACAAGCAAUGUCUUUCAAGACUGCCAUGCACAUGUGGACUCUGCCCCAUACUAUGAUGCCUGUGUGAGGGACACCUGUGCAUGUGAUUCUGGUGGAGACUGUGAUUGUUUCUGUACAGCAGUGGCUGCUUAUGCGGCUGAAUGCCGAAAGAAAGAGGCUUGCAUUGCAUGGCGGACUCCACAUAUUUGUCCUUUAUUCUGUGACUACUAUAAUGGCCCAGUGGGAGACUGUGAGUGGCACUACAGAGCCUGUGGUUCAGCCUGCAUGAAAACAUGCAAAAACCCAGAAGGGACCUGUUCCAAUCAAAUUCCUCUACUAGAAGGUUGUUUUCCUCAGUGCCCUUCUGACAGGCCAUUUUUAAAGGAAGAAACUCAAAAAUGUGUCACAGAGAUAGAGUGUGCUCCUACGUGUGUAUAUGAUGGGAAGGAGUUCAUGAUUGGAGAAGAAGUGUACCACACCACAGAUGGAAAUGGCUUGUGUUUCAAAGCUGUGUGUGGAUCAAAUGCAACAAUAAUUAGAUAUAUGGAAACUUGUGUCACAACAGCUACACCAUUUACUUUCCAAAGUACAAAAACAUCAACAACACCAACAACCAGACAACCAUCGACAACAACACAACCAACAACAGCUACUAAAACCACUAGUUUGUCUGUAACAACAGGAACACCAACAACACAACCAACAACAGCUAAACAAACCACUGGUGCUUCAACAACUGCAGGACCAUCAACAGAAACAGCAGAAUCAACAACACAAGUAUCAACAACUUUUCAUACAACUGGUUUGUCCACAACUACAGCACCACCAACAACACAACCAACAACAGCUACACAAACCACUGGUGCUUCCACAACUGCAGGACCAUCAACAGAAACAGCACAAUCAACAACACAAGUAUCAACAACUUCUCAUACAACUGGUUUGUCCACAACUACAGGACCAUCAACAGGAACAGCAGAAUCAACAACACAAGUAUCAACAACUUCUCAUACAACUGGUUUGUCCACAACUACAGGACCACCAACAACACAACAAACAACAGCUACACAAACCACUGGUGCUUCCACAACUGCAGGACCAUCAACGGAAACAGCAGAAUCAACAACACAAGUAUCAACAACUUCUCAUACAACUGGUUUGUCCACAACUACAGCACCACCAACAACACAACCAACAACAGCUACACAAACCACUGGUGCUUCCACAACUGCAGGACCAUCAACGGAAACAGCAGAAUCAACAACACAAGUAUCAACAACUUCUCAUACCACUGGUUUGUCCACAUCAACAGGAACAGCAGAAUCAACAACACAAGUAUCAACAACUUCUCAUACCACUGGUUUGUCCACAACUACAGGACCACCACCAACACAACCAACAACAGCUACACAAAUAACUGAUACGUCCACAACUGCAGGACCAUCAACAGGAACAGCACAAUCUACAACAAAAGUAUCAACAACUUCUCAUACCACUGGUUUGUCAACAACUACAGGACCACCAACAACACAACCAACAAAAGCUACACAAACGACUGAGGCAUCCACAACUGCAAGACCUUCAACAGGAAAAGCACAAUCAACAACACAAGUAUCAACAACUUCUCAUACCACUGGUUUGUCCACAACUACAAGACCACCAACAACACAACCAACAACAGCUACACAAACCACUAGUGCUUCCACAACUGCAGGACCAUCAACAGUAACAGCACAAUCAUCAACACAAGUAUCAACAACUUCUCAUACCACUGGUUUGUCCACAACAACAGGAACACCAACAACACAACCAACAACAGCUACACAAACCACUGGUGCGUCCACAACUGCAGGACCAUCCACAGGAAUAGUACAAUCAACAACACAAGUAUCAACAACUUCUCAUACCACUGGUUUGUCCACAACUACAAGACCAUCACCGACAGAACCAACAACAGCUACACAAACCACUAGUGCUUUCACAACUGCAGGACCAUCAACAGUAACAGCAAAAUCAUCAACACAAGUAUCAACAACUUCUCAUACCACUGGUGUGUCCACAACUACAGGACCACCACCAACACAACCAACAACAGCUACACAAACCACUGGUGCGUCCACAACUGCAGGACCAUCAACAGGAACAUCACAAUCAACAACACAAGUAUCAACAACUUCUCAUACCACUACUUUGUCCACAACAACAGGACCACCACCAACAACACCAACAACAGCUACACAAACCACUGGUGCGUCCACAACUGCAAGGCCAUCAACAGGAACACCACAAUCAACAACACGAGUAUCAACAACUUCACAAACCACUGGUUUGUCCACAACAACAGGACCACCACCAACAACAGCUACACAAACCACUGGUGCGUCCACAACUGCAGGAACGUCAACGGGAACAGCACAAUCAACAACACAAGUAUCAACAACUUCUCAUACCACUGGUUUGUCCACAACAACAGGACCACCACCAACAAAACCAACAACAGCUACACAAACCACUGGUGCGUCCACGACUGCAGGACCAUCAACAGGAACAUCACAAUUAACUACACGAGUAUCAACAACUUCUCAUACCACUGGUUUGUCCACAACUACAGGACCACCACCAACAACAGCUACACAAACCACUGGUGCGUCCACAACUGCAGGAACGUCAACGGGAACAGCACAAUCAACAACACAAGUAUCAACAACUUCUCAUACCACUGGUUUGUCCACAACAACUGGACCACCACCAACAAAACCAACAACAGCUACACAAACCACUGGUGCGUCCACAACUGCAGGACCAUCAACAGGAACAUCACAAUUAACAACACAAGUAUCAACAACUUCUCAUACCACUGGUGUGUCCAAAACAACAGAACCACCACCAACAAAACCAACAACAGCUACACAAACCACUGGUGCGUCCACAACUGCAGGACCAUCAACAGGAACAUCACAAUUAACAACACGAGUAUCAACAACUUCUCAUACACCUGGUUUGUCCACAACAACAGGAUCACCACCAACAACAGGACCAAAACCAACAACAGCUACACAAACCACAGGUGCGUCCACAACUGCAGGAACAUCAACGGGAACAGCACAAUCAACAAUACAAGUAUCAACAACUUCUCAUACCACUGGUUUGUCCACAACAACAGGACCACCAACAACACAACCAACAACAGCUACACAUACCACUGGUAUGUCCACAACUGCAGGACCACCAACAACACAACCAAAAACAACUACACAAACGACUGGUGCUUCCACAACUGCAGGAACGUCAACGGGAACAGCACAAUCAACAACACAAGUAUCAACAACUUCUCAUACUACUGGUUUGUCCACAACAACAGGACCACCACCAACAAAACCAACAACAGCUACACAAACCACUGGUGCGUCCACAACUGCAGGACCAUCAACAGGAACAUCACAAUUAACAACACGUGUAUCAACAACUUCUCAUACCACUGGUUUGUCCACAACAACAGGACCACCACCAACAACAGCUACACAAACCACUGGUGCGUCCACAACUGCAGGACCAUCAACAGGAACAUCACAAUUAACAACACAAGUAUCAACAACUUCUCAUACCGCUGGUUUGUCCGCAACAACAGGACCACCACCAACAAAACCAACAACAGCUACACAAACCACUGGUGCGUCCACAACUGCAGGACCAUCAACAGGAACAUCACAAUUAACAACACAAGUAUCAACAACUUCUCAUACCGCUGGUUUGUCCGCAACAACAGGACCACCACCACCAACAAAACCAACAACAGCUACACAAACCACUGGUGCGUCCACAACUGCAGGACCAUCAACAGGAACAUCACUAUUAACAACACGAGUAUCAACAACUUCUCAUACCACUGGUUUGUCCACAACAACAGGACCACCACCAACAACAGCUACACAAACCACUGGUGCGUCCACAACUGCAGGACCAUCAACAGGAACAUCACAAGUAACAACACAAGUAUCAACAACUUCUCAUACCACUGGUUUGUCCACAACAACAGGACCACCACCAACAAAACCAACAACAGCUACACAAACCACUGGUGCGUCCACAACUGCAGGACCAGCAACAGGAACAUCACAAUUAACAACACAAGUAUCAACAACUUCUCAUACCACUGGUUUGUCCACAACAACAGGACCACCACCAACAAAACCAACAACAGCUACACAAACCACUGGUGCGUCCACAACUGCAGGACCAUCAACAGGAACAUCACAAUUAACAACACGAGUAUCAACAACUUCUCAUACCACUGGUUUGUCCACAACAACAGGACCACCACCAACAACAGCUACACAAACCACUGGUGCAUCCACAACUGUAGGAACGUCAGCGGGAACAGCACAGUCAACAACACAAGUAUCAACAACUUCUCAUACCACUGGUUUGUCCACAACAACAGGACCACCACCAACAAAACCAACAACAGCUACACAAACCACUGGUGCGUCCACAACUGCAGGACCAUCAACAGGAACAUCACAAUUAACAACACAAGUAUCAACAACUUCUCAUACCGCUGGUUUGUCCGCAACAACAGGACCACCACCACCAACAAAACCAACAACAGCUACACAAACCACUGGUGCGUCCACAACUGCAGGAACAUCAACAGGAACACCACAAUCAACAACACAAGUAUCAACAACUUCUCAUACCACUGGUUUGUCCACAACUACAGGACCAACAACAACAACAGCUACACAAACCACUGGUGCGUCCACAACUGCAGGAACGUCAACGGGAACUUCACAAUUAACAACACGAGUAUCAACAACUUCUCAUACCACUGGUUUGUCCACAACAACAGGACCACCACCAACAACAGCUACACAAACCACUGGUGGGUCCACAACUGCAGGAACGUCAACAGGAACAGCACAAUCAACAACACAAGUAUCAACAACUUCUCAUACCACUGGUUUGUCCACAACAACAGGACCACCACCAACAAAACCAACAACAGCUAUACAAACCACUGGUGCGUCCACAACUGCAGGAACAUCAACAGGAACAGCACAAUCAACAACACAAGUAUCAACAACUUCUCAUACCACUGGUCUGCCCACAACAACAGGACCACCACCAACAAAACCAACAACAGCUACACAAACCACUGGUGCGUCCACAACUGCAGGACCAUCAACAGGAACAUCACAAUUAACAACACGAGUAUCAACAACUUCUCAUACCACUGGUUUGUCCACAACAACAGGACCACCACCAACAACAGCUACAAAAACCACUGGUGCGUCCACAACUGCAGGAACGUCAACGGGAACAGCACAAUCAACAACACAAGUAUCAACAACUUCUCAUACCACUGGUUUGUCCACAACAACAGGACCACCACCAACAAAACCAACAACAGCUACACAAACCACUGGUGCGUCCACAACUGCAGGACCAUCAACAGGAACAUCACAAUUAACAACACAAGUAUCAACAACUUCUCAUACCGCUGGUUUGUCCGCAACAACAGGACCACCACCACCAACAAAACCAACAACAGCUACACAAACCACUGGUGCGUCCACAACUGCAGGACCAUCAACAGGAACAUCACUAUUAACAACACGAGUAUCAACAACUUCUCAUACCACUGGUUUGUCCACAACAACAGGACCACCACCAACAACAGCUACACAUACCACUGGUGCGUCCACAACUGCAGGAACAUCAACGGGAACAGCACAAUCAACAACACAAGUAUCAACAACUUCUCAUACCACUGGUUUGUCCACAACAACAGGACCACCACCAACAAAACCAACAACAGCUACACAAACCACUGGUGUGUCCACAACUGCAGGACCAUCAACAGAAACAUCACUAUUAACAACACGAGUAUCAACAACUUCUCAUACCACUGGUUUGUCCACAACAACAGGACCACCACCAACAACAGCUACACAAACCACUGGUGCGUCCACAACUGCAGGAACGUCAACGGGAACAGCACAAUCAACAACACAAGUAUCAACAACUUCUCAUACCACUGGAUUGUCCACAACAACAGGACCACCACCAACAAAACCAACAACAGCUACACAAACCACUGGUGCGUCCACAACUGCAGGACCAUCAACAGGAACAUCACAAUUAACAACACAAGUAUCAACAACUUCUCAUACCACUGGUUUGUCCACAACAACAGGACCACCCCCAACAAAACCAACAACAGCUACACAAACCACUGGUGCGUCCACAACUGCAGGACCAUCAACAGGAACAUCACAAUUAACAACACAAGUAUCAACAACUUCUCAUACCACUGGUUUGUCCACAACAACAGGACCACCACCAACAAAACCAACAACAGCUACACAAACCACUGGUGCGUCCACAACUGCAGGACCAUCAACAGGAACAUCACAAUUAACAACACGAGUAUCAACAACUUCUCAUACCACUGGUUUGUCCACAACAACAGGACCACCACCAACAACAGCUACACAAACCACUGGUGCAUCCACAACUGUAGGAACGUCAACGGGAACAGCACAAUCAACAACACAAGUAUCAACAACUUCUCAUACCACUGGUUUGUCCACAACAACAGGACCACCACCAACAAAACCAACAACAGCUACACAAACCACUGGUGCGUCCACAACUGCAGGACCAUCAACAGGAACAUCACAAUUAACAACACAAGUAUCAACAACUUCUCAUACCGCUGGUUUGUCCGCAACAACAGGACCACCACCAACAACAAAACCAACAACAGCUACACAAACCACCGGUGCGUCCACAACUGCAGGACCAUCAACAGGAACACCACAAUCAACAACACAAGUAUCAACAACUUCUCAUACCACUGGUUUGUCCACAACUACAGGACCAACAACAACAACAGCUACACAAACCACUGGUGCGUCCACAACUGCAGGACCAUCAACAGGAACAUCACAAUUAACAACACAAGUAUCAACAACUUUUCAUACCACUGGUUUGUCCACAACAACAGGACCACCACCAACAAAACCAACAACAGCUACAAAAACCACUGGUGCGUCCACAACUGCCGGACCAUCAACAGGAACAUCACAAUCAACAACACAAGUAUCAACAACUUCUCAUACCACUGGUUUGUCCACAACAACAGGACCACCACCAACAAAACCAACAACAGCUACACAAACCACUGGUGCGUCCACAACUGCAGGAACGUCAACGGGAACACCACAAUCAACAACGCAAGUAUCAACAACUUCUCAUACCACUGGUUUGUCCACAACAACAGGACCACCACCAACAAAACCAACAACAGCUACACAAACCACUGGUGCGUCCACAACUGCAGGAACGUCAACGGGAACACCACAAUCAACAACGCAAAUAUCAACAACUUCUCAUACCACUGGUUUGUCCACAACAGGACCACCACCAACAAAACCAACAACAGCUACACAAACCACUGGUGCGUCCACAACUGCAGGACCAUCAACAGGAACAUCACAAUUAACAACACAACUAUCAACAACUUCUCAUACCACUGGUUUGUCCACAACAACAGGACCACCACCAACAAAACCAACAACAGCUACACAAACCACUGGUGUGUCCACAGCUGUAGGACCAUCAACAGGAACACCACAAUCAACAACACGAGUAUCAACAACUUCUCAUACCACUGGUUUGUCCACAACAACAGGACCACCACCAACAAAACCAACAACAGCAACACAAACCACUGGUGCGUCCACAACUGCAGGAACGUCAACGGGAACAGCACAAUCAACAACACAAGUAUCAACGACUUCUCAUACCACUGGUUUGUCCACAACAACAGGACCACCAACAACACAACCAACAACAGCUACACAAACCACUGGUGCGUCCACAACUGCAGGACCAUCAACAGGAACAUCACAAUUAACAACACAAGUAUCAACAACUUCUCAUACCACUGGUUUGUCCACAACAACAGGACCACCACCAACAAAACCAACAACAGCUACACAAACCACUGGUGCGUCCACAACUGCAGGACCAUCAACAGGAACAUCACAAUUAACAACACGAGUAUCAACAACUUCUCAUACCACUGGUUUGUCCACAACAACAGGACCACCACCAACAACAGCUACACAAACCACUGGUGCAUCCACAACUGUAGGAACGUCAACGGGAACAGCACAAUCAACAACACAAGUAUCAACAACUUCUCAUACCACUGGUUUGUCCACAACAACAGGACCACCACCAACAAAACCAACAACAGCUACACAAACCACUGGUACGUCCACAACUGCAGGACCAUCAACAGGAACAUCACAAUUAACAACACAAGUAUCAACAACUUCUCAUACCGCUGGUUUGUCCGCAACAACAGGACCACCACCACCAACAAAACCAACAACAGCUACACAAACCACUGGUGCGUCCACAACUGCAGGACCAUCAACAGGAACACCACAAUCAACAACACAAGUAUCAACAACUUCUCAUACCACUGGUUUGUCCACAACUACAGGACCAACAACAACAACAGCUACACAAACCACUGGUGCGUCCACAAAUGUAGGACCAUCAACAGAAACAUCACAAUCAACAACACGAGUAUCAACAACUUCUCAUACCACUGGUUUGUCCACAACAACAGGACCACCACCAACAAAACCAACAACAGCUACACAAACCACUGGUGCGUCCACAACUGCAGGACCAUCUACAGGAACUCCACAAUCAACAACACGAGUAUCAACAACUUCUUAUACCACUGGUUUGUCCACAACAACAGGACCACCACCAACAAAACCAACAACAGCUACACAAACCACUGUUGUGUCUACAACUGCAGGACCAUCAACAGGAACAUCACAAUUAACAACACAAGUAUCAACAACUUUUCAUACCACUGGUUUGUCCACAACAACAGGACCACCACCAACAAAACCAACAACAGCUACAAAAACCACUGGUGUGUCCACAACUGCCGGACCAUCAACAGGAACAUCACAAUCAACAACACAAGUAUCAACAACUUCUCAUACCACUGGUUUGUCCACAACAACAGGACCACCACCAACAAAACCAACAACAGCUACACAAACCACUGGUGCGUCCACAACUGCAGGACCAUCAACAGGAACAUCACAAUUAACAACACAAGUAUCAACAACUUUUCAUACCACUGGUUUGUCCACAACAACAGGACCACCACCAACAAAACCAACAACAGCUACAAAAACCACUGGUGCGUCCACAACUGCCGGACCAUCAACAGGAACAUCACAAUCAACAACACAAGUAUCAACAACUUCUCAUACCACUGGUUUGUCCACAACAACAGGACCACCACCAACAAAACCAACAACAGCUACACAAACCACUGGUGCGUCCACAACUGCAGGACCAUCAACAGGAACAUCACAAUUAACAACACAAGUAUCAACAACUUCUCAUACCGCUGGUUUGUCCGCAACAACAGGACCACCACCACCAACAAAACCAACAACAGCUACACAAACCACUGGUGCGUCCACAACUGCAGGACCAUCAACAGGAACAUCACAAUUAACAACACAAGUAUCAACAACUUCUCAUACCACUGGUUUGUCCACAACAACAGGACCACCACCAACAAAACCAACAACAGCUACACAAACCACUGGUGUGUCCACAACUGUAGGACCAUCAACAGGAACACCACAAUCAACAACACAAGUAUCAACAACUUCUCAUACCACUGGUUUGUCCACAACAACAGGACCACCACCAACAAACCCAACAACAGCUACACAAACCACUGGUGCGUCCACAAUAGCAGGAACGUCAACAGGAACACCACAAUCAACAACACAAGUAUCAACAACUUCUCAUACCACUGGUUUGUCCACAACAACAGGACCACCACCAACAAAACCAACAACAGCUACACAAACCACUGGUACGUCCACAACUGCAGGACCAUCAACAGGAACAUCACAAUUAACAACACAAGUAUCAACAACUUCUCAUACCGCUGGUUUGUCCGCAACAACAGGACCACCACCAACAAAACCAACAACAGCUACACAAACCACUGGUGCGUCCACAACCGCAGGACCAUCAACAGGAACACCACAAUCAACAACACAAGUAUCAACAACUUCUCAUACCACUGGUUUGUCCACAACUACAGGACCAACAACAACAACAGCUACACAAACCACUGGUGCGUCCACAACUGUAGGACCAUCAACAGAAACAUCACAAUCAACAACACGAGUAUCAACAACUUCUCAUACCACUGGUUUGUCCACAACUACAGGACCACCACCAACAAAACCAACAACAGCUACACAAACCACUGGUGCGUCCACAACUGCAGGAACGUCAACAGGAACACCACAAUCAACAACACAAGUAUCAACAACUUCUCAUACCACUGGUUUGUCCACAACAACAGGACCACCACCAACAAAACCAACAACAGCUACACAAACCACUGGUGUGUCCACAGCUGUAGGACCAUCAACAGGAACACCACAAUCAACAACACGAGUAUCAACAACUUCUCAUACCACUGGUUUGUCCACAACAACAGGACCACCACCAACAAAACCAACAACAGCUACACAAACCACUGGUGCGUCCACAACUGCAGGAACGUCAACGGGAACAGCACAAUCAACAACACAAGUAUCAACAACUUCACAUACCACUGGUUUGUCCACAACAACAGGACCACCAACAACACAACCAACAACAGCUACACAAACCACUGGUGCGUCCACAACUGCAGGACCAUCAACAGGAACACCACAAUCAACAACACAAGUAUCAACAACUUCUCAUACCACUGGUUUGUCCACAACAACAGGACCACCAACAACACAACCAACAACAGCUACACAAACCACUGGUGCGUCCACAACUGCAGGACCAUCAACAGGAACACCACAAUCAACAACACAAGUAUCAACAACUCCUCAUACCACUGGUUUGUCCACAACAACAGGACCACCACCAACAAAACCAACAACAGCUACACAAACCACUGGUGUGUCCACAGCUGUAGGACCAUCAACAGGAACACCACAAUCAACAACACGAGUAUCAACAACUUCUCAUACCACUGGUUUGUCCACAACAACAGGACCCCCACCAACAAAACCAACAACAGCUACACAAACCACUGGUGCGUCCACAACUGCAGGAGCGUCAACGGGAACAGCACAAUCAACAACACGAGUAUUAACAACUUCUCAUACCACUGGUUUGUCCACAACAACAGGACCACCACCAACAAAACCAACAACAGCUACACAAACCACUGGUGCGUCCACAACUGCAGGACCAUCAACAGGAACAUCACAAUUAACAACACAAGUAUUAACAACUUCUCAUUCCACUGGUUUGUCCACAACAACAGGACCACCACCAACAAAACCAACAACAGCUACACAAACCACUGGUGUGUCCACAACUGUAGGACCAUCAACAGGAACACCACAAUCAACAACACAAGUAUCAACAACUCCUCAUACCACUGGUUUGUCCACAACAACAGGACCACCACCAACAAAACCAACAACAGCUACACAAACCACUGGUGCGUCCACAACUGCAGGACCAUCAACAGGAACAUCACAAUUAACAACACAAGUAUUAACAACUUCUCAUACCACUGGUUUGUCCACAACAACAGGACCACCACCAACAAAACCAACAACAGCUACACAAACCACUGGUGCGUCCACAACUGUAGGACCAUCAACAGGAACACCACAAUCAACAACACGAGUAUCAACAACUUCUCAUACCACUGGUUUGUCCACAACAACAGGACCACCACCAACAAAACCAACAACAGCUACACAAACCACUGGUGUGUCCACAGCUGUAGGACCAUCAACAGGAACACCACAAUCAACAACACGAGUAUCAACAACUUCUCAUACCACUGGUUUGUCCACAACAACAGGACCCCCACCAACAAAACCAACAACAGCUACACAAACCACUGGUGCGUCCACAACUGCAGGAACGUCAAUGGGAACAGCACAAUCAACAACACAAGUAUCAACAACUUCACAUACCACUGGUUUGUCCACAACAACAGGACCACCAACAACACAACCAACAACAGCUACACAUACCACUGGUAUGUCCACAACUGCAGGACCAUCAACAGGAACAUCACAAUUAACAACACAAGUAUCAACAACUUCUCAUACCACUGGUUUGUCCACAACAACAGGACCACCACCAACAAAACCAACAACAGCUACACAAACCACUGGUGCGUCCACAACUGCAGGAACGUCAACGGGAACACCACAAUCAACAACACAAGUAUCAACAACUUCUCAUACCACUGGUUUGUCCACAACAACAGGACCACCACCAACAAAACCAACAACAGCUACACAAACCACUGGUGCGUCCACAACUGCAGGACCAUCAACAGGAACAUCACAAUUAACAACACAAGUAUCAACAACUUCUCAUACCACUGGUUUGUCCACAACAACAGGACCACCACCAACAAAACCAACAACAGCUACACAAACCACUGGUGUGUCCACAACUGUAGGACCAUCAACAGGAACACCACAAUCAACAACACAAGUAUCAACAACUUCACAUACCACUGGUUUGUCCACAACAACAGGACCACCAACAACACAACCAACAACAGCUACACAAACCACUGGUGCGUCCACAACUGCAGGACCAUCAACAGGAACACCACAAUCAACAACAAAAGUAUCAACAACUUCUCAUACCACUGGUUUGUCCACAACAACAGGACCACCACCAACAAAACCAACAACAGCUACACAAACCACUGGUGCGUCCACAACUGCAGGACCAUCAACAGGAACAUCACAAUUAACAACACAAGUAUCAACAACUUCUCAUACCACUGGUUUGUACACAACAACAGGACCACCACCAACAAAACCAACAACAGCUACACAAACCACUGGUGUGUCCACAACUGUAGGACCAUCAACAGGAACACCACAAUCAACAACACGAGUAUCAACAACUUCUCAAACCACUGGUUUGUCCACAACAACAGGACCACCACCAACAAAACCAACAACAGCUACACAAACCACUGGUGUGUCCACAGCUGUAGGACCAUCAACAGGAACACCACAAUCAACAACACGAGUAUCAACAACUUCUCAUACCACUGGUUUGUCCACAACAACAGGACCCCCACCAACAAAACCAACAACAGCUACACAAACCACUGGUGCGUCCACAACUGCAGGACCAUCAACAGGAACACCACAAUCAACAACACAAGUAUCAACAACUCCUCAUACCACUGGUUUGUCCACAACAACAGGACCACCACCAACAAAACCAACAACAGCUACACAAACCACUGGUGCGUCCACAACUGCAGGACCAUCAACAGGAACACCACAAUCAACAACACAAGUAUCAACAACUUCACAUACCACUGGUUUGUUCACAACAACAGGACCACCAACAACACAACCAACAACAGCUACACAAACCACUGGUGCGUCCACAACUGCAGGACCAUCAACAGGAACACCACAAUCAACAACACAAGUAUCAACAACUUCUCAUACCACUGGUUUGUCCACAACAACAGGACCACCACCAACAAAACCAACAACAGCUACACAAACCACUGGUGCGUCCACAACUGCAGGACCAUCAACAGGAACAUCACAAUUAACAACACAAGUAUCAACAACUUCUCAUACCACUGGUUUGUCCACAACAACAGGACCACCACCAACAAAACCAACAACAGCUACACAAACCACUGGUGCGUCCACAACUGCAGGAACGUCAACGGGAACACCACAAUCAACAACACAAGUAUCAACAACUUCUCAUACCACUGGUUUGUCCACAACAACAGGACCACCACCAACAAAACCAACAACAGCUACACAAACCACUGGUGCGUCCACAACUGCAGGACCAUCAACAGGAACAUCACAAUUAACAACACAAGUAUCAACAACUUCUCAUACCACUGGUUUGUCCACAACAACAGGACCACCACCAACAAAACCAACAACAGCUACACAAACCACUGGUGUGUCCACAACUGUAGGACCAUCAACAGGAACACCACAAUCAACAACACAAGUAUCAACAACUUCACAUACCACUGGUUUGUCCACAACAACAGGACCACCAACAACACAACCAACAACAGCUACACAAACCACUGGUGCGUCCACAACUGCAGGACCAUCAACAGGAACACCACAAUCAACAACACAAGUAUCAACAACUUCUCAUACCACUGGUUUGUCCACAACAACAGGACCACCACCAACAAAACCAACAACAGCUACACAAACCACUGGUGCGUCCACAACUGCAGGACCAUCAACAGGAACAUCACAAUUAACAACACAAGUAUCAACAACUUCUCAUACCACUGGUUUGUCCACAACAACAGGACCACCACCAACAAAACCAACAACAGCUACACAAACCACUGGUGUGUCCACAACUGUAGGACCAUCAACAGGAACACCACAAUCAACAACACGAGUAUCAACAACUUCUCAAACCACUGGUUUGUCCACAACAACAGGACCACCACCAACAAAACCAACAACAGCUACACAAACCACUGGUGUGUCCACAGCUGUAGGACCAUCAACAGGAACACCACAAUCAACAACACGAGUAUCAACAACUUCUCAUACCACUGGUUUGUCCACAACAACAGGACCCCCACCAACAAAACCAACAACAGCUACACAAACCACUGGUGCGUCCACAACUGCAGGACCAUCAACAGGAACACCACAAUCAACAACACAAGUAUCAACAACUCCUCAUACCACUGGUUUGUCCACAACAACAGGACCACCACCAACAAAACCAACAACAGCUACACAAACCACUGGUGCGUCGACAACUGCAGGACCAUCAACAGGAACACCACAAUCAACAACACAAGUAUCACCAACUUCACAUACCACUGGUUUGUCCACAACAACAGGACCACCAACAACACAACCAACAACAGCUACACAAACCACUGGUGCGUCCACAACUGCAGGACCAUCAACAGGAACACCACAAUCAACAACACAAGUAUCAACAACUUCUCAUACCACUGGUUUGUCCACAACAACAGGACCACCACCAACAAAACCAACAACAGCUACACAAACCACUGGUGCGUCCACAACUGCAGGACCAUCAACAGGAACAUCACAAUUAACAACACAAGUAUCAACAACUUCUCAUACCACUGGUUUGUCCACAACAACAGGACCACCACCAACAAAACCAACAACAGCUACACAAACCACUGGUGCGUCCACAACUGCAGGAACGUCAACGGGAACACCACAAUCAACAACACAAGUAUCAACAACUUCUCAUACCACUGGUUUGUCCACAACAACAGGACCACCACCAACAAAACCAACAACAGCUACACAAACCACUGGUGCGUCCACAACUGCAGGACCAUCAACAGGAACAUCACAAUUAACAACACAAGUAUCAACAACUUCUCAUACCACUGGUUUGUCCACAACAACAGGACCACCACCAACAAAACCAACAACAGCUACACAAACCACUGGUGUGUCCACAACUGUAGGACCAUCAACAGGAACACCACAAUCAACAACACAAGUAUCAACAACUUCACAUACCACUGGUUUGUCCACAACAACAGGACCACCAACAACACAACCAACAACAGCUACACAAACAACUGGUGCGUCCACAACUGCAGGACCAUCAACAGGAACACCACAAUCAACAACACAAGUAUCAACAACUUCUCAUACCACUGGUUUGUCCACAACAACAGGACCACCAUCAACAAAACCAACAACAGCUACACAAACCACUGGUGCGUCCACAACUGCAGGACCAUCAACAGGAACAUCACAAUUAACAACACAAGUAUCAACAACUUCUCAUACCACUGGUUUGUCCACAACAACAGGACCACCACCAACAAAACCAACAACAGCUACACAAACCACUGGUGUGUCCACAACUGUAGGACCAUCAACAGGAACACCACAAUCAACAACACGAGUAUCAACAACUUCUCAAACCACUGGUUUGUCCACAACAACAGGACCACCACCAACAAAACCAACAACAGCUACACAAACCACUGGUGUGUCCACAGCUGUAGGACCAUCAACAGGAACACCACAAUCAACAACACGAGUAUCAACAACUUCUCAUACCACUGGUUUGUCCACAACAACAGGACCCCCACCAACAAAACCAACAACAGCUACACAAACCACUGGUGCGUCCACAACUGCAGGACCAUCAACAGGAACACCACAAUCAACAACACAAGUAUCAACAACUCCUCAUACCACUGGUUUGUCCACAACAACAGGACCACCACCAACAAAACCAACAACAGCUACACAAACCACUGGUGCGUCGACAACUGCAGGACCAUCAACAGGAACACCACAAUCAACAACACAAGUAUCACCAACUUCACAUACCACUGGUUUGUCCACAACAACAGGACCACCAACAACACAACCAACAACAGCUACACAAACCACUGGUGCGUCCACAACUGCAGGACCAUCAACAGGAACACCACAACCAACUAUACACUUAACAAAAGAAACUGCUACUUCCACCAUUACUGCUACAACAUCAAAACCAUUAUCUACUACAGUGACAGAAACAUCAACAAAGUUUACAGUCUUCACACAAUCAACUGAACAAACAUCUCAUUUCACUUCACAUCAAAUAAAAAUUACAACAAGUUGUUACUGCACAUUCGCAAAUGAAACAUUCCCUCCAGGGUCUAUCAUAUACAACCAAACUGAUAAAGCAGACUGGUGCUACACUGCUUACUGCAACUCAAGUUGUUUUGUUGAAGUAACGAAGAACCCGUGUUAUAAAACUACUACAGUUCCAGUUUCAACAGUUCCAAAAGAUUGUAAUGAUGUCAACCGAAAGAAUGGAGAAUCGUGGACUGAAGAAUGUAUGACGAAAACGUGCACAGAAGGGACGGUGACCUCCACCCCUGUACAGUGUGACACAAAUGAUGCCGUGGUACCUACGUGUGCUAAUGGACUAACACCUGAGAAAGUGUAUUACAACAAUGGCUGCUGCUCUAAAUAUGAAUGCCAAUGUAAAUGCAGUGGCUGGGGUGACCCUCACUACAAAACAUUUGAUGGAACAUAUUAUGCUUUCCAAGGAAACUGUUCCUAUGUUUUGGUCAAAGAAAUUGUUCCUAAAUAUGAUUUCAAUGUCCACGUUAAAAACUAUUACUGUAACACUGCAAAAAAUUUUGCUUGCCCGGAGUAUGUGAUUGUGAACUACAAAUCCUAUAAUAUCAAGAUGACAAGCUAUAGUGAGGAUAUUCAGGUCUAUGUCAAUAAUGAUGUAAAGAUCCCAACAUAUAGUAAUGAAGACUUUACCAUCACCACGUCUGGAAUGGCUGUGACUUUGAGCAUCCCUGAAAUUAAAGCAGAAAUUUUAGUUAAUCAUCAUGGUUUUGAGGUCAAACUUCCAUUCUCUCAAUUUAGUGGUAAUACAGAAGGACAGUGUGGGGUCUGUGACAACAACCCUGCAAAUGACUGCAGACGUCCCGAUGGACAAACGGACGAAUCAUGUGGGAAUAUGGCACAACUGUGGGCAGACAGCCCAGAAUGUCAAGCAUCUCCACAACCACCAUCUACAGGCUCCAGCUGCAAUGCACAAAACUGUGAACUCAUCAAAAGCGAUUUGUUCAAGAGUUGCCAUGCAGUGGUGCCCUAUCAAAGCUACUAUGACGCAUGUAAAUAUGACAUAUGCAACAAGAAAAGUGAAUCAAUGGCCUGUACCAGUCUGGAGGCCUAUGCACGGACGUGUGGUGAGGCGUCUAUCUGUAUUGACUGGAGAAACUCAACUGAACCUAAAGGACUCUGCGACUACAAGUGUCCCGAUCACAAAGUCUACAAGGCAUGUGGACCAAAGGUUGAAAAAACCUGCAGUACAAGAUACAACGAAAUGUUUGUGCACAAUGAAUGCCAAGAUCCAAAGUAUAUGGAAGGCUGUUUCUGUCCAGAUAACACAUAUCUACUUAGCUCAACGUCAGAUCAAUGUACAGCUAACUGCGAUUGCAUUGGCCCCGAUGGAUUAUCUAGACAGCCUGGGGAUUCAUGGACCAUCAACUGUACAACAUAUAGGUGUUCCAGUGAGAGCUUUGGUGUUGUGCAAGAGCCUGUUAAGUGUCCAGAAACAAAGCCCUGUGGCGAACAAUACAAAACAACUAUAACAAACUGCUGUCCAACAUGUGAAUGCAAUAUGGAGCUGUGUCUUAUGAAGAAAUGUGACACUGGAUACGAGUUAGCAACAACUAAAUCUGAGGACAGCUGCUGUCCAGCCUGUGUGCCCAAAAAUGUCUGUGUUUACAAUGACAAUGAGUACAAGCCUGGUGUUGAAAUCCCAACAGAUUCAUGCAACCAUUGCACAUGUGGAAUGGACAAGAACCCACAGACUAACCUAAAUAUUAUGCAAUGUUCUCCAAUAAAAUGUGAACCCUGUGGAGAGGGCUUUGAAGAGGUAAAGGUUGAGGGAGAGUGUUGUGGAAAAUGUAAGCAAACAGGAUGUUUGUAUAAAAACGCAAACAACGUCUCACAAAUUCUCAAGGUUGGAGAAAUACACAGUUCUGCAUGUGAGGAGGUGGUCUGCCAGGAGGUUGAUGGAGUGUAUUUGAUUGAAAAGUCAAUAAUGCAUUGCCCGGCCUUUAAUCCAGUUGAUUGUGUGCCGGGGACGGAGAGAAUGGAUGCAAAUGGAUGCUGCAAAAUCUGUGAUCGCAAAAACUGUGCAGUUGUAAGGACCACAGAGAAAGUGAGCGCAAAUGACUGCAUAUCCAUCGAUCCUAUAGAAAUGACGUCCUGCAGUGGCCAAUGUGGUACCAAGUCAAUGUAUUCAAUGGAGCAAGGCUCAAUAAUGCACGUCUGUUCUUGUUGCCGGGAGCUGAAAACUAGCAUUAAAGAAGUGAAGCUGAAGUGUCCAAAUAACAAAGUGAUCUCGCACAAAUACAUCCACAUUGACAGCUGUGAAUGCACUCCAACCAAGUGUGAGGAAUGAAGACCGGAUAACAGAUUAUUUCGCUAUCUAUCAGACCUUGCAUUGAAUAUUUCAGAUUUGAACAUGACUCUGUUACAAUUUAAAAAAAAUGAUUUGCAAAUUUAAAGAUAAUGCUUAAAAGUAUAGCUUAAACUGUACUCGUUUAACAUAUCUUAACUGACUUAAUUUACUUAUUUUUUUCUUUCUACACUUUUUGAUUCUUCUGUAAUGUUUAAUGAAAUUAUAUUUAAUAAAUUUUAAUGAAGGUGAAUGUUAAACACAAUAAAGUAAGCAGCAAUUGA